Messenger RNA from Coregonus clupeaformis (lake whitefish), 3694 nucleotides. Its product is annotated as stAR-related lipid transfer protein 7, mitochondrial. Gene Ontology annotation, molecular function: lipid binding. Bases 635 to 1861 code for a protein of 408 amino acids. Lineage: Eukaryota; Metazoa; Chordata; Actinopteri; Salmoniformes; Salmonidae. The transcript is spliced from 8 exons. The record is from RefSeq and is a predicted model, not a curated record.
AGAAGAUAAAUUGUAGAAAUAGGCGGGGUUUAGCCGUGAUUAUGACUUUGUGGAUGUGGUAACUAGGGACGGCCAUCAUGUCGACUGACUUCGAUGUGUAAGAAAAACGUGAUGCUGGUUAUUGCACGGAGUUGAAAGUACGAUUAAAAUUGUGAGUUAGCUAAUAAUUGAACCGAAUGGACGAAAAUUAAAAACAAUAGAGGUUUAUACGACUAUUCACAAACUGUACAUUAUGCCUGCUGUCGCUCAAAUACCAUCGGUUCCAUGGUACGUUAGCUCUUGUCUUGCGUAGUUUAGCUAACGUUAGCUAGCAAGCUAAUGUCAAAUACAGUUUGAGACCUGGGUUGAUACUUUGUUGUCAUCUCUUAGGCCUUUAAGUUAACAACCUAGUUACAUAACCACCUAACGGUAGAGCAAUCUGCAUUUUUAGCAGUGUUUGCUUCAUAUGUUAUAAAUGAUUCGUAGUUAGUUAAUUUGCCAUCAAUACUGACAGCGUCACAAUUGACAUUGUUGGUAACAAGUGUUCCAAAUACACCACAUAUCGCGCGUGAUAGAAAGUUAAUUAAUAAGCGUGCACUUGCUUUAAUUAGCUGUCACUUCUAGUUGUCGAAGUUAUUCUUGCACAACCAGCAACAUGUUUCAGUCUAUACCACGGCGGCCUAUAAGAAUAAGUGAAAUCAGUGUAUGUGCUGUUAGGCUUCAAAGCAGUUAUACACUGAGACAGGGAAUUGGCAAGAGUAAUGGCAAAUCUCAAACCACGACAUGGAUGGGACGACGCAUAGGCCUGUUGUUAUCAUGGCUCCAGAGAUCGGGGGUGGGUACCAGUAAAAAAGUGGCGUCUGACAAUAAGAAGCAAGACCUGCUAUCAAUUUUUGCCAACCAUUGUAGCUUUGUGACAGGCCAGAGGCUUCGACGCGCUUAUCAGAUUGGAGAGCUUUACGCAAACCUGUACUCAGAGCGAACUAGGUGGACCCUGGUAGGAAGCAUAUGGCGUCGACUCCAGAGCAAGCACGCUUCCACUGCGAAGCUUGUGGCAGCACUGGCCGGUGUCUUCCUGUGGGAGGACGAGAAGGUUCGGGAUGAAGAACUACACAGGUGUGGACUAGAGCUACAAGCUUUGGAGACAGUGAGAAAUCUGAGUGCAUCCUCAGAGAAGGAGAAGGCUGCAGGGCAGGUGGAGACAGGCUGGGAGGUUGUCAUGGAGAAGAAGAAUUUCAAAGUGUGGAGGAGGCCAAUUGAGGGAAGCCAUAUGUGUGAAUACAGAGUUUUGGGUUCUUAUAACGAUGUCACCCCCAGACAGUUCUUCAAUGUUCAGUUGGACACAGAGUACAGGAAGAAGUGGGAUGCUCUGGUUCUCAAGCUGGAGGUAGUGGACAGGGACGUCAACACCGGCUCAGAGGUUGUGCACUGGGCCACACAUUUCCCUUAUCCCAUGUACUCGAGGGAUUAUGUUUAUGUUCGUCGCUACAAUGUUGAUAUGGAGAAUAAUCUGAUGGUCCUGAUCUCCAGAGCGGUUCAGCAUCCUGGAGUCCCAGAAACUCAGGACUACGUCAGAGUCCACUCAUACCAGUCCAAGAUGGUCAUUCGCCCUCACAAGUCCUUUGAUGAGAAUGGCUUUGACUACCUUCUGACCUACAGCGACGACCCUCAGACCGCCUUUCCCAGCUACUGUGUGAGCUGGAUGGUGUCCAGUGGUAUGCCUGACUUUCUGGAGAAACUGCAUACUGCAGCCCUGAGGGCUAAGAACCUGGAGGUAGGGAUCUAUGAUUAUGCCAGCGUCGUAAAGUCCAACGACACCAAGCACCAGCUCAGCCAGGACCGGCUUGGGGACAACACGCGCCCUGGGCACAUCUACGCCUAAGGGACACUUUUUAGCAGGGGUGGGGAGAGUAACCUGCACCUGCUCGCAUACAACAACCCUCAAAACACAAGCUUUUGGACACAAUGGGUGACAGGAUAUCAAAUGAAGCUUGAAUAUACAUACGUUGAAGAUAUGCAGUACUCGUGCUAUACUGUUGCUAUUUGAGUGGUUAUAAUGGUGACCACGGUCAUUUGGCUGACCAAUAACCUUCAUCCAAAAUUCCAUGACCGUCACAGCCCUAUUGAUAACAUAAUAGUCAUGAGAAGCUUAAACGGUACCGACGAGCGUUUGAGCCCUAUGGAGAAAAUAAUCCCCUUUUUCUGCCAGGAGAAUUUCCAUUGGAGCUUUCUGCCUUGAAACAAUGGUGCUAGACAGCUAACAUCCUGAGGGGAGAGGUGUCCAUUAUGCCUCCUUUUGCUAACUUGCUGCUGCACCAACUAGCGAGACUGCACCAAAAAUACUACCCCUAUAGAGAUGAUGUUGCCAAAGCAUUGUUUCUCGCUCCAUCCACCAUGUCUACUAGUUUCUUCCAGCCACCUUGUUUGUGUUCCUUAUUUGGUCACAUCCACACUGAAAUAGCUCGCUGUAAAAGCUUAGCUACAUAAAUACAUACAUACAUAGUUAUUUUAUAUAACAGAGAAAGAAGAACAUCUAUAAAUAAACACGCUGUGAUAUCAGGAACUCAAGGAACAUGCUUUGUAGCUGAAUGCCCUGGCAUAUUGACUUCCACAGAUGAGUGGAUUUAAGGGCUCUUGUGGUCUCUUUUUCACGUUAUGGGAUUAGUGAUGUUUUUCUCUGCAGAACUGAUGUUUCUCACUUCUUUGUCCGUUACGUCUUGUCUGUGUGAGUGUUUUAAACUGCCAGGUCACGUCACUUCUAACAGCCUUCUGAAGAUUACCAGUGUCUUCCUGUCCACAAGGUGCCUUAUGGCAACCGCAAAAUCCUCUAUGGGGCAAAUGCUCUUGAUGUUUUUUGUUUAAUUUGCAUUGCAGUUCCCCUCCACUCGACAAUGUUAUAUAUGCCCUGAUCCAAAAAUUAUAUAAAAAAUAAGCAUGUGUGUUCUUGUGCCACCUGACUAUCUGCAUUUCAAUGGAAUGGAUAUUUACAUUAUCCAGAGUGACUUAAAUGACUUGCUCAAGGGCACAUGGACAGAUGUUUUUCACCUAGUCUGCUCUGGGAUUUGAACCAGCGACCUUUCGGUUACUGGUCCAACACUCUUAACCGCUAGGCUACCUGCUGCCCCAUGACGAUGACAGAAUAACUACAUCAUCCUGAGAACAAAGUUCAAAGUAAAGGAACAGACAUUAUUAAAACAGUGCUUGAUAGUUUGCACCACAGAGGAAGAUGUUUGUGUUACUGUACCUUCACAGUGAAAGUAGCCUAACUGUAGUAGUACAACACAUUUUCUAUUACUGAUGAGCUUUGGAAGGCAAGUGUUUAGUAACAUCAUGUGCCCUUUGCAUCCUUGUGUGUGUGUGUGUGUCUAAUAUCUUUAAAGUGUUCUUCAGUCUUUGAUAUAUUAGCAAUUUUUCUGACUCAGUAAGUUCCUUCUGGUGGACAAAAGGGCAUGAAUGUGGGCUCUGUGCGAUAUGUGAAUUCUCUAUUUACAGCCUGACAAUCUGGUACAAUUGAAUUAACACCCGUUUCUGUAUUAUAUUUAUUUUUUGUGUCUGUGUUACUGAUAUUGGUUAAAUCAGGUAUUUUUUUUCCAUUAAAAGUUUCAUGAAUUUAUGGUUCCAGUAUACAGUACAUGCGUGACUGCAGUUUGUUGGUAGUUCACCAAUACUGAGUUAGAAAUGUACAAGUUCAUUAAAAACUGUGGUGGAAAAAGUA